AAUACAUCAUAGACCAAGCAGAGUUUGGUCAUCACUGGGUCACACCUAUGUUAGUCCAAGUUCAACAUCUAAGCAUGAGAGUGAAACAACUCGCCACGGAGGUGGAACAGAAACAACGACAGUUGGACGAACUUCUUCCUGAUGUCAAGUCAAAUACGAAGUCACCUGUCAAAAACUCCAAGACCACUAGGAAUAAAGACAACUUAAUUGAAUCUGCAAUUGAGUCAGUUGUAGUUAAUGGAGCUUGGACAGUCAUGCAAGAUCAUCUGAUUCAUUAUCCACUCAUUAUGAAGCAUCUUACUAGAGAGCAGAAUUCAGUCUCUGGAAAAGAUGCAGAUUCCUCAAAACCAAACAAUGAGAAGAAUUUACCAAUAACUUCCAGUAAGGGCAGUCAAAAUAACAAAAGAUUAAUGGAGUUAGAAACAAAAGCAGAAUCAAAUGAGAUGGAAGCUGAAGAAGAAAAGAAACGAAGAGCAAAAAUUAAAGAGAUAAUUGAAGGAACUGUUGUUCCAACAGCACAGCUGAAGAAGAAGAAAAAGAAAUUGAAUAUAUAAUUUAUUUGUGGUCCUUUUGCUUCACUUAUACACUUAUACAGAUUAACAUGUAUUUAAAAUGCAUAGUUGUCAUUUAUUUGGCAUAAUAUAAUUUUUUAAAUUAUGCUUGCUCUCUGUCACUGUUGAGUUUGGAAGGCCCCAAACAUGUAUUUAAAAUAUAUAUUUAUGUAAUUUUUUAGGCAUUUUAUAAAAAAUAUAAAUUAU
This is a messenger RNA of Homarus americanus (American lobster), 758 nucleotides long. RefSeq lists its product as uncharacterized. The record is from RefSeq and is a predicted model, not a curated record. The coding region runs from base 48 to 554 and encodes 168 amino acids. The transcript is spliced from 5 exons. Lineage: Eukaryota; Metazoa; Arthropoda; Malacostraca; Decapoda; Nephropidae.